Fomitopsis serialis is the source of this 744-nucleotide messenger RNA. RefSeq lists its product as uncharacterized. The coding region runs from base 1 to 744 and encodes 247 amino acids. The transcript is spliced from 3 exons. NCBI's taxonomy places the organism in Eukaryota, Fungi, Basidiomycota, Agaricomycetes, Polyporales, Fomitopsidaceae. The record is from RefSeq and is a predicted model, not a curated record.
AUGGAGAAUGCUGCAGAGAUCCAUUAUCCCACCUUUGAGUCGACAGAGUCUAUCCACACACACAACUUGAACGACCACUUGGACAGUGAUGGCUCUGCAACGUUCACAGCCCACAGACUCUCGCCCAGCCAGGAGCGCAAGCUCGUCGACUACCUCGAAGACCACCUCCUCGAAAUCACCCGCAAUUACAAAAAGCGCUCACAUCCCUCGUCUACGCUGCCCACCCUCGCUUCCUACCUGACUGCGGUGCACCCACUCCUCGCGCUCGUCCUCCAGAUACCGCCCGCGGGUCCAUCCGCGUCCUUGCGCACGUCUCUCCUUCUCCGGCUGACGGGCGAAGUCCUGGAGUCUAUCGCGGGCUACAGACCCGACGUCGACACGCUCCCCCAACUCCUCCAAUGGCUAGACGAUCUUGACAAAGGAUGGCUCACCGUCCUGUGGGGCCAAGCAUGGGACUCCGUCGCACAUGCAGGCGUCGAUUGUAGGCCCGGGCAGUGUCGGCGGGACGCCGUCCGUAACCAGACCGACCGCACGCGCCUCCGGAGCAUCCUCAUCGGGGGCACGAACCGCAUGGAGGAGUGGCUAGCAGACAUCGACGCGACCGACCAGAACUUCCAGGCCGCGCUGGAGACGAUGGGGCUGCAGAUGGGCUUCAACGACCUCUUUGCGCGGACGCUGGGCGAGAUGGGUUCGUUGGAUGGGUCGAUGCCUGUCGACCCUCAUAGGAUGGCAGAGACGUGCUAG